UUCAUUUCAUGUUCAGUCUAUAGGCAUGCACGACUACUUUACAACCAAAUGAGGCACAAACCAAAUGACUGAAUUUUGCCAAAUUUGAUGUCUUGGAAUUCGUUGAGCUCUCUCAAUAAUGACUUGGACAGCCAAAUUUGAUUAUACAUAAAAAAUUAAGUCAUAAACUGACAUUGAGUUUUUAAGUUGAAUCAUUUGAAAAUCUUUUAUUACUAAAACAGUUACACUCUUAGAAAAACUUUUCAGUUGAGUUCUAUAUAGAAGUUACAAGUUUGUUGCAAGUUAUGCAAAAAAGGUUCUAUGCUCUUAGAAGAAAAGGUUCUAAAAAUAAUCUUAAAGGCCUCCAUCAGGUGCAUAAUAUAUAGAACCUUUUAGGGGUUUCAUGGGAUCAUUUUAUGGAAUAAGUUUUAAUUAAUUAAUUUUGUUUUUAUACAUUUUUAAUUUUAAUUCAGUUUUAUGAAUUAACCAGAUUGUAAACACUUUAUCACAAGAAAAAAAAAAAAUAACCCAUGAAAAUUAAAGUAGCCUAUUACACAAUCAUUUAAGACAUUUCUCCUUAUAGAACCUUUUUGGCAUAAAGUGUUCUUUAAAAUCUAUAUAGAACCCCAAUGCAAAUGAUGAUAAAUAUCUUAAAUGAUCUCAUAAUACUUUAAAGUAUGUUUAUGAGCUAUUAAUUAAAAGUAAAUCCAUAAAAUUGUUUUAUGAAGUCCCUGACAGAAUAUAGGUUACAUAACAUUUUCUUUCGUCUAAGCGUAGAGUUUAAGACAAAUGAGUUUAAGAGGAACAGUUACUUCAGCUGUAAAGAUCACAAACCCAGCUUCCUCUGUGUAUGAGAUGACAGGACCCAUGUAGAGGCUGAGGUUUGUGGGAGGAUGCGUGUCACUAACCCAUCAUACAAACAUCACUCACAAAUCACUCCCAGAACUAUCAUGCUGCACUUUUUAAUACAUUCAUUAGAUUCUUCAUUCUUUUAACUUAAAGUAGUUAUUGUAGCCUCUUGAUCCAAGUUAUCGAUUGUCUGUUCUGAUCAUCAUUGUGCUCUACAAAGUCAAUAUCAUCAGGAAUUCAGAAAACAUCUACAAAGAGCAAAGAACUCAACCUGGACAAAUCUGAUCUGGUCUAACUGAAGUAGUUUGUGACGCUGUAGAACAACAUGACUGAUGAGACGACAACGUAUUCUUACUAUAACUACCCAGAAGAUGAAGCUGAAUUGUGUAACUACGAGAAGCUGUUGAAAUUUCUUACCAUUAUUCCAGUCUUUUUCACAAUAGUGGUUGUGUUAAGCUGCAUCAGUAACAUCCUCGUUCUGGUCAUCCUGGCGCUCUACGAGAACCUCAAAUCCCUGACCAACAUCUUCAUCCUCAAUUUCGCUCUGUCAGAUCUGCUGUUCACGUUUGGACUUCCAUUCUGGGCCUCGUACAACAUCUGGGGUUGGACGUUUGGAGAGAUUGGCUGUAAAGCGGUGAAGUUUCUGUUCUAUGUUGGCUUUUACAGCAGUGUGUUGUUUUUGACUCUCAUGACCGUUCAGCGUUACAUGGCAGUGGUUCAUCCUCUGUCUGACUGGGAGAAAUGCAGAGGAUUUUCAGGCACUCCUUUCAUUGUUUGGAUCUUGAGUGGAAUGGCUUCACUGUCUGGUUCACUUCAUAGCAAAGCUAUACAUUAUUUUAAUAAUACAUACUGUGGACAUAACAGUGUUGAAGUGAAAUCUGGCAUAGUUUAUUUGAAAGAAAAUGUUUUCUUCUUCAUUGCAUUUCUAAUCAUGGGUUUUUGCUGUGCCAGAAUGCUUUGGACGAUAACAAAAUCUCAGACCAAUGAAAAACAAAAGACUGUUAAACUAAUAUUUGUUAUUGUGCUGGUGGUUUUUGUUGGUUGGGCUCCAUAUAACAUUGUUAUGCUCUUAAAAACUUUUACCAUUCAGAAUAUCAAGCCAUUCUCGUCGUGUGAAGUAAGCAUUAGACUCGACUAUGCAUAUUAUACUUGUCAAAUGUUAGCUUUCUCUCACUGUUGCUUGCAUCCUGUGUUUUACAUUUUUUUUGAUGUAAAGUUCAGGAAUCAUCUAAAAAUGAUUCUGCAGAAGAUCUUUUAAAUAAAAAAAAUAUUAAAAACUCUUUUACCGAAUGCAAGAAAAAAACAAUCAUGAAUUCUAAGAUACAGUGUGAAUGAUGUAGAGAUUCUGUUUAGCUAUGUAGCAUUGUUUUAUUAUUAUUAAUGUGCUGGAUUUGAUUAUUUGAAAAAUCAUUAAGCACACCUACUGCUGAUAUAAUUAAUCGUAUAAUAUGCAUGAUUAAAAUUUUGAAAAAGUGAAAAAAAUGCUGCCACUGUGCAGGAAAAUUCCUCUCUCUAAUUCACACAUUUCAAGUUAAUUCAUAUUUGCUUGUAUAGCGCUUUUCACAACAUUGUUUCAAAGCAGUUUUACAGAAAAUGCAAGUUUCUUCAUUCCAAUUUCGAGUGAUCUGUUAUCAGAGGUGACUGUGUCCAACAAAUGUACAUUUCUAAGAUAUUACAAAUCAUGCAGUUAGCUAACAUCAUGUAUUCAUUUAGGCAGAAACAAUGAGCUCAUUAAAGCAAUUAUUACAAUUAUCAUAAUUAUCAGAAUAUAUGACUUGCUGAUUUUAAGGCUUUUUUUUGCCUCUUUUUUGUUUUGUUCAUUGAAUUUGAAUUGUACAGCACUUUGGUUCAAUGUUAGUUUUUUUUUUUAAAAAUGUUCUUUAUAAAUUUUUACAAAAGUAAGCAACAAAUGUUCAAGUGUUGUCAUUGAUAUUUUCAUAUGAAAUUAAAAUAUAUUAAUACCUUCUUUUAUGUCUGUUUAUUUACUGUAUGCAUUUACAUUACAACUUUCAUGUUUAUAUC
Molecule: messenger RNA, 2850 nt
Organism: Megalobrama amblycephala (Wuchang bream)
Lineage: Eukaryota; Metazoa; Chordata; Actinopteri; Cypriniformes; Xenocyprididae
Product: chemokine XC receptor 1-like
Exons: 2
Coding region: 1154-2086 (310 amino acids)
Biological process (GO): immune response; G protein-coupled receptor signaling pathway; chemotaxis
Cellular component (GO): membrane
Molecular function (GO): chemokine receptor activity
Source: RefSeq, a predicted model, not a curated record